AUGGGCAAAGAAGAGAACCUCUCCUUCGUGCUCGAAAAAGCAAACAGCGUCAAAUUCGAAGACCGACCGAUCCCCAGCCUGAAGUCCCCCUACGACGUCCUCGUCAAUGUCAAAUACACCGGAAUCUGCGGCAGCGAUGUGCACUACUGGGUGCACGGCGCCAUCGGCCAUUUCGUCGUCAAAGCGCCCAUGGUGCUAGGCCACGAAUCCAGCGGGAUCGUGACCGCCGUGGGUGACGGGGUGCGCACACUCAAGGUCGGAGACCGCGUGGCGAUGGAGCCGGGGGUACCGUGCCGUCGCUGCGUGCGAUGCAAGGACGGGAAGUACAAUUUGUGUCCGGAUAUGGCGUUUGCGGCGACGCCCCCGUUUGAUGGCACGCUGGCGAAAUUCUAUGCGCUGCCGGAGGAUUUCUGUUAUAAGCUCCCGGAGCAGGUCUCGUUGGAAGAGGGCGCAUUGGUGGAGCCGUUGGCGGUGGCGGUACAUAUCUCCCGGCAGGCGGCAGUCUUCCCUGGCGCGAGCGUGGUCGUGUUUGGCGCGGGACCGAUCGGUCUGCUGUGCUGCGCCGUCGCGAGGGCAUUCGGCGCUACUAAGACUGCAGUCGUGGACAUCAACGAAGGGAGACUUGACUUCGCUGUCAAGUAUGCAGCGACGCACAAGAUUGUCGCCAAGAGAGAGUCAUCAGAGGAUGCUGCGGCGCGGAUCAUUUCAGAAGCCGACCUGGGCAACGGUGCGGAUAUCGCCAUCGAUGCAAGUGGCGCAGAACCUUGCAUUCAAGCGGCGAUUCAUGUCCUCCGUGUCGGUGGCACAUACGUGCAGGGUGGCAUGGGCAAGGCCGAUAUUAUCUUCCCGGUCACUGCCAUGUGCACCAAAGAGUUGAACGUCAAGGGAAGCUUUCGUUACGGAAGCGGCGAUUACAAGCUCGCGGUGGAUCUGAUCCACAGUGGUCGGGUCAAUGUCAAAGAAUUGAUCACUGGACAGGUCAAAUUCCGAGAUGCUGAGAAGGCCUUUAAUGAAGUCAAGGCUGCCAAGGGCAUCAAAAUCCUGAUUGAGGGUGUCGAGGAGUAG
This is a messenger RNA of Dissoconium aciculare CBS 342.82, 1065 nucleotides long. Its product is annotated as putative xylitol dehydrogenase. Gene Ontology annotation, biological process: D-sorbitol catabolic process. NCBI's taxonomy places the organism in Eukaryota, Fungi, Ascomycota, Dothideomycetes, Mycosphaerellales, Dissoconiaceae. Gene Ontology annotation, molecular function: zinc ion binding; L-iditol 2-dehydrogenase (NAD+) activity. The record is from RefSeq and is a predicted model, not a curated record. The coding region runs from base 1 to 1065 and encodes 354 amino acids. The transcript has 2 exons.